Messenger RNA from Xiphophorus couchianus (Monterrey platyfish), 2139 nucleotides. Its product is annotated as SLAM family member 8-like. The coding region runs from base 198 to 1259 and encodes 353 amino acids. The record is from RefSeq and is a predicted model, not a curated record. Lineage: Eukaryota; Metazoa; Chordata; Actinopteri; Cyprinodontiformes; Poeciliidae. Gene Ontology annotation, cellular component: membrane. The transcript has 14 exons.
UUUCAGUUUCGCUUUCAUUUUCUUUGGGCUAGGCUCAUAAAUGACUCGGUUCUUUUCGACUCGAUCAUUUUUCCUUUUUAACUUAAUUAUUUCUCUCUAAACUUAACUUAAACAGUUCACAUCUGCUGCCGAGGCUCAUUAUCAGUGUUAUUAGUCGAAGUUGUGUUUUUGGUCUCGGUAUUUUUCGCUUUACGAUCAUGUUUGUUUUCCGGGUAUUUUCCAUUGUCCUCCUCGUCUGUUUCAUGUUACAAUGUGUCUUUGCUGUUUUGAUGUAUAAAAAAGUUGGUGGCUCAGUUGUCCUGGAUUCAGGUCAUAAGUCUGGUCCCCUCACUAGUGUAACCUGGAAGCACCAAGCGGACCUCGCCUUGGAGUGGUUCGGAUCCGAUAUUACUUGCUACAGAACCUUUAAAGGUCGAUGUAAUUUGGACAAAACAACUGGAAGUUUCACCAUCACAAAUCUGAUUCUAGAGGACGGCGGCAAAUACACACCUGAGAUUAACAGCGUGGUUGGUGGCACGAUGGAACUUAAAGUUAUCAAACCGGUCCCAAAACCCAAAGUGUCCACGGCCUGCAAUACUGAGAAGACCGUCUGUAAUCUCACCUGUGACGCCAACAUCUCCUCUGAGUUUGGACCCGUCACAUAUAAAUGGAAAACAGGAGACACAGAGUUGUCCAACAAGGAGGAGCUGAGCUUAACAACGAAAAACGAGGAGCCCUCCUUCUUCUGUGUGCUGGGAAACCCUGUUAGCGACUCAGCCAGUGACGAGUUCUCUAACCCUAUUAGCAAAGAGUCUAAUAUUGCAUUGGUGACUAUCCUGGUUAUUCUUAGUUUCCUCUUGAUUGGGCUUAUUGCUGUUGCCUUUGUGAUGUACAAAAGAGAUCCCAGAGUGAGGACAAUGUGGCCUUUUAAGUAUUUUUCAAAGAAUCAAGAUAAUGUUGCACAUGGAACAGAUGAAGUUGGAGUAGCUGAAGAAGGGCAAAGUUUGCUGACACUUCCUCAACCCCCAGUUGAGAAUAAAUCAAAGGGUAAAGAAGCGCUCAAUGGGGAUGUUAAAGUGAACAAAGAUGUUUCGACAGAGCAGCAGCAGCAGCAGCAGCUGCAGGAUCCACCAACAGAACAAGUCAGUGACAAACAAGCAGAACCAGGACAGAGCUUCGAAUCUGAGGAAACCGAACCGACCGCUGAAGGACCUGAGAUUGUAUCACCACCGAAGCCGAGACGUGCAGUAACGCCUGGCACAGAUUCAGCAGAAAGCUGAAACUCUCUUCAUCUGUGUGCGUCUGCUGUUACCUGGUCCGUUCUGGGAGGAUGUGAUGCUCCUUACGGCUGUUUGAAGCUAAUAUUUCAAAUGUUGCAUCUGACUGACAGAAGUGACAGCAACAAGGUCCAGCUGGUGGAUAGUAUGUCUGAGAUUUGGAGGGAUGAACUUAGAAGAGAACCAAGACUGCCUGACUCUCAUCAUGUUCAAGAACAAUAACUUAUGAGAUUUAUUUUUAAAAGUUUUAUCUCUUCCAGAUUUGGACUAUUUUAGACCAUGAGUUGGAUAUAUCAGUGUUUCUCCAGCAUAUCUGAACCUUUCUUGAGGUUUUUAUUGUUGUACAGAAUCUGGAUUUGUUGUUUUGUACACUUAUCUAUUUAAUUGCCUUCGCUGUGUAUUUUUCCUCAUUUUCAUUCCAAAACACUGAUCUGAACUUCAUGAGAAAUCAAGACCAGUUUGAGGAUCUAGAAUGUGGUGCUGCUGGGUUGGAUUUUAGUUCGUUUUAGUUUAAAUUAGCUUUUUUACUUUAGAUUUGUAAAUGAUGGCAGAAAACUGAGAUGCACUUGAAUUCCUGCAGAAUGUGUCCGACUCCCUUUGAUGGAGUUUUACUCCAAUUAUUCAUCUGUGCCAUCAUAAACAAUAGACGAAGAUACUAAAGAGACAAUCAAACAUGCUUUAAAACUACAUAUAAAUAUUUUUACAUGUAAAUCUAUUUAUAAGCUCCUUUCAUUUGGAUGUUUUUCCAGUGUGGGAGCUGAAUUCACUGUGUUCCCACUAGAAGGCAGCAUUCCUCUUGUUACCGCUGAAAUCUGGUUUUAGUAGGAAAAAAUGUUAGAAUUAAAUAAAAGCAUUUACUGUAAAUAUAUUUUACACUCAUUGA